GCCAAGGCCGCCGGUGCGGCAGGCGCGGUGCAGAUCGCGGCCAGGGCCCCCAGCGGGUCGGUGCUCUCAGAAUUCGCCGUUGUGCCGCACAACGAGUCUUUCGAACGGCAGCGGCAGGAUCACAUCGUCCGCACCAGUGCCAUCAGGUUGGAAGAUUGCAACGACUUAUGGGAGUUCUGCCGCAAGAAACGGCAGAUGGGGACAGGCUGGAGGCCCCUCGGGCAAACGGCCUGGCAGCACGCGCAAUGUGUGGACUUCGUGGAUUGCUGGCUCUUCGCUGAUGGCACUUCGAAUGCGGAGACAUCGACACCGCUCCAGAUCGGCCAACCUGGCGUGUGGUGGCCCGUGGUUGUGGGACUGCCGUACCCGACGCCGCCCGAUUGGCUCUUUCCUUACGCGUGCCUAGCUCUCGCCAAUGGUGGUGGCCGCAGGUGCUGGCUGGCCCACGUCAGCCGCCUGGAGGUGGCGCCGCCGACGAAAUCUUUCGAGUGCCCCCUCGGCUGCGACCGCGGCGCCGUCGAGUUGUUCGGCCGCGCCCACCAGCGACAUCGGCCGGGCGGUGCCGUCCGAGUUUUCGGCACUUUCGGCCCCAGCGGCGUCGGCGGAGGCGUCUUCUUCUUCUUGGGCGCCCUCCAGCGGUUGGUCGGUGACCCCGCCGGCCAGCUGGCGGCGGCGGCGGACGCUGCUGCUGCUGGGGGCCCGCGGGCGGGCGCUGCUGCCGGGGCGGCGGCGGACGCAGCUGGAAGCCUGCGGGCCGCGGACGGUGCUGGAGCGGCGGAGCGGCUGCGGAUCCUCUGGGGGGCGGCGCGCGAUGACGCGGCGCUCGUCGCCCGGCAAGCCGCGGCGAGAUGCCCCGAUCACAUCGAGGUGCGGACCCCGCUGCUGGACAUCACAGAGCACGCGCUUUUGGGCCGCAUCGUUGCACACGUGAGCUGUGAUUCAUCUGGAGAAGAUGCAUCCGCGUACGUGGGGUCCACCAGCGACCCCGCGUGGAGGUGGCAGGGCGGCCUGUGCUAUCGAUGUGAGCUGGUCGAGAAUGUAGAUUGCUUCAAUCAGAUCCACGAGGAACAGGCCCUCCCCAUCGGCCAGGGCGGUCGCGAGGAGCCGUACUCCGAUGCUCGUUUCAGGGCUGCGUUCACCAACCAGGAUGACAAUCAGGACAUCUCCAAGCUCGAGUACAAGUGCGGGUACAACUUGCUCUGGAUGCGCAUGGAAGAGGAGGCUGGCCCAGGCCACGACGUCCCGCUCAGCGAUAAGGGGAUCACAAAGCUACAGGACCACUUCUUCAGCUCCCCGACGCCUUGCAAGCAGGAUUUCGUCAUUGCUUUGAAGAACGGCGCCGAUCUCCCAUCUGCCGCGAAAGGCCGGCUCAUGCGGGCGUCGCCGCCUGAGCCCCUCCACGCGUGCACUCGGGCAGCCCAUCGCGAGUGGAAGGCUGGCAAGGGCGAUGAAGUGAUGGAGGAGUGGCGGAAAGUUUUUCUCACUGCGACCUUCGUCUUCAGGGUGAUUGAGAACACUGACGACGCUCACUUCGUCAAUCUCCAGUGCCGCCAGGACACCCACGCAGCUUACAUGGGCAUGAGCUACACGCUGGUGCAGAAGAUCUACGACAUCGUCUCGUUCCGCAGCCGCAAGGGUGGAGGGAUGACGCCGGCCCAGGUUGCCGACGCCUACAAGGCGUCGAAGGUGACCUUCAGCGGCGACUCAGAGGAGAACCCUACCAGCAACGAGUUCGUCAAGAACGCUCUGAACGUGUACGACAGGAUGCUCUCCGCCCCGAGGGUGAAGACAUUGAUUCUGGCUGCCCAGGAGUCGCAGCUGCCGAACCCCUUCAAGAAGAUUGGCCAGUUCAACGCAUUCUUGCACAAAGCUGUCACCGCGGAGCGCAUCGAGUGGGCCGCGGAACUACUCUUGGACCUCUACAACAGCGGGGGCAUCAACAUCGAGGACAUGGGCACCCGCGCCCUCGAGGGCAAGUCAGCGGGGAGCAGUUCCGGCGGCAAGGGCUUGAUCGACCUUCUCGUCUACAAGCAAUGGCUCCUGAGCUACAUGGUCGGCGAGUGGCUCGACGGGAUUGCCCUCGACUCCAACGCCAAGGUCGCCAUCCGGGACACCUGCAAGAGCAUUGCGCACUUCCGCUCGAAGGCGGGGUACGCCUACAAUCCGAACAUGAAGAAGCCCUCUUUCGCGUGGCGAGCUGGGUGGAGCCAGGCCGCGGAGAAGACGUUCGAGCUGAUCGAGGUGGCGGGCCCUGCCCUUUUCUUCAAGGGCGCCAUCUUCGGGUACGAGUUCGACAGGGGCAUCAAGUCUGCCGUCCUCAAGCGGUGCGACCCCAAGUCGUGCAUGGAGCAGGGCGACCUGGCCGAGGCGGCGAGCGCAAUCAACGAGAUGCCCGGCACGGAGGAGCGCACCCGGAAGGCGGCAGAAGAUCAUCAGAAGGAGGUCAGCGACGAUCCCGAGGACGAGGAACCAUGCCUGACGUUGGAAGAGAUGCCGGAGAUCAAGAAGCUCGUCAAGAAGACCGAGGCUGAUGAGGCCAAGGCCAAGCGCGUCUCCUACUUCCAGGCGAAGGCGUCCACGCUGGUUCACACGCACGUGGAGUUGGUCUCGGAAGUGGAGCCCGAUGACGUCAUCAUCCAGCGCUUCAAGGACAGCGCCGCCUACAGGACCACCGGCUCCAAGGACAAGAAGAACUAUCGCGGCUUCUUCUACGGCCCGAACCACUGCGGGGAGCCCAGCUCGAAACCGCACGCGCGCCCUCCUUCGCUCCGGGGGAACGGCGAACACCUGAAGAAGUUGUUGUCGCUGGCGUUGAGGGCCACCGAUUUCCAGAUGGGUGAUCGGGACUUGUACUUCAUCUUCGACGCCGGCCGCGAGGGGCGAGCCCCAGGUAACAAGACGACCUUGCUGAGCGGCUUCGUGGACUCGGAGGGUGCGCAGAUGGUGAAGCAAAUUCGCCAGGUGUAUCUGCAUUUCGACAUGGAGUCCCUCGAUGCUCGUCUGGACGUCCGCCGGGGGCAUUCGACAGUUAACCAGGUAGAGAAAGUUUAUGUCGUGUCGAAGCACGUGUUGGAUUUGUCUGACCACAAGAGGCUGCGCUACCCCGGGGGCAACCGAGGGAAUCUAGUCGGCCCGAUCGUCGCCCCCUCGUGGACCAGCGAGCACGUCUGGCAGGAGCAGGCAGGCAGCAACAAGUGCAAGGACAAGUCGAGGUCCCCCACCGACUUGGAGGCUGUUUUCUUCCACGCGAUGCCGUUGGAGUGCGAUCAAGAGUGGCACCACUCCUACGACCUGGUCUCAGUGAUCAGUCUCGCGAGCGGGCCCUUCAACGACGCGCUCGCGUGCUUGAGGGUGAGGAAGCCGUACUUUGGGAUUGCGCUCACAGAGACGCACAUCAAGCACGGGAUCAUGUGGCUCACGAAGCAGGUGUGGAAAGCUUUCAUCACGGAAGGGAGCGGGCUCUACGAGCCCGAGCUGGCGGCCAUCGUCAAGGAGCACGAGGCGAGCGAAACUCGCAUCUACAUCUACAUGAACACCUACAUAUACACCUACAUCCACAUCUACAUCCACAUCUACAUCUACACCUACAUCCACAACCACAUCUACACUUACAUCUACAUGUACAUCUACAAGUUCGCAUUGCUGUUGGUUGCGUUGGGCAGCAAUGGCAAGUAUCUGGUCGGGAGUUUCUGCUCGGGCUACCACGCCCCAUGUAUGGCGCUGGAGUCCUUGAGGAUCGCGCCGCAGUUCGAGAACGCAUUCGCAUGUGAUGUUGACGGAUUAUGCCGCCUGGUUCUCGAGAAGAACCACCGUGGCCUUCGCCGCGGCAACGUCUUCGGCGACAUCAAGGGCAUCAACAUGCAGCAGCUCGCUAAGGCCUUCACCGCUGAUGACCAGCUCUUCUUGUUGACGGCAGGUUUCCCGUGCCAGCCCUUCUCGAUGGAAGGCUAUGGUCUUGGUGCAGACGAUCAUCGUUCCAUUGCCGAGUACGUGGUGGCUGGGAUCAAGGCGCUGCUGCCCAAAGGGUUUUUAUUAGAGAACGUCGAAGGGCUGCUCGCCAGCCACGCGCACACAUUCCACAAGAUCUUGUCCGCCCUCAAGGAGAUCAAGGGCAAAGGGUCCAAGGGCUACAGCUUGUGCUACAAGGUUCUAGACUCCCAGACUACAUCUGGCCUUCCCCACUCCCGGCGCCGGCUUUUCAUAGUCGGCAUAUGGAAAUCGCUGGAGGAGCAAUUCGGCUGCUUCAAGUGGCCCGCCGACGCCCUCGCCGUGGAUCCCCUGGACAAGUACCUCGAUGCCGACAACAAAGGCACCGCCCUCCCGGAAUCCAGGACCGCCCUCGCCAACUACACGAAGUGCCUGGAGAAGAUCGGCGGCCCGAACGCAGCGAGCAAGUUGAAGAGAGGAGACUACGUUGGCGACCUCAUGAUGGGCCUCACUCGGAGGGUGAACCUGAUGAAGAACGUGUGCCCAUGCCUAACCCGCCAACACGCAGGAGGGAAUUCUUACUGGUUGUUUUCCCGCAGUAGGUAUCUCAAUUUGAACGAGAUGAUGAAGCUCCAGGGCAUCGAGCGGGGCACAGCGCGCCUCGUCAGGCCGGAGCGCGUGUCAGAUCGCCAGAUGAGAAUGAUGGUCGGUAAUUCGAUGGACGUGAAGACGACGUCGCGGAUCUUGAUUCAGAUGUUCAGGGCGAUGGGUUUCUUCGCUGCGACGUUAACGUGGCUGCGAGACCCGUACUUAAAGCAAAUCUCGGAGACUUUCAUCCUUAAAAGAACGUCAAUCAUGAAGCGCAUCCAACACAGCGACGUGUACCGUGCUCGUUUCCAGAAAAAUAUUAAGCUGCAGCGCUACAGCAGGGAGCGCGCCGCAAACAUGAAGAAAUUGUCCAGUGCGAACCACCGCUUCGACAGGGGCGCGUUCCACUUCGACGCCCUUGUGAAGACGGCGCAGCAGCUUCAGGACGAACGACAUGGCAAUGAAGAAUCGAAGGACGCAGAGCGUUUCCUGCGUCUCUUGGACGUGGAGUCAUGCCUCACCUUCGCUAUGCUGGCUGACGCUAGCGUUGAGAACCUUGCUCUGACUAGGUUUUUCGAUUGUGAAGACUUCGACAAAUCAAGCGCUGGCCUCGAUGUGCAUUUUCAGCUUGGCAAAACCAUCGAGAAAGUUGCUGCUAUGCCGAAUUUCAGCGAUCACAUGGCCAGAGUUGCUCACUUAUGCCAAGUCCCUGAGACGGAGCUGCGGGUUCAAUAUGAUGAUUUCUUGCCAGUCGCCCUGAGGGUGGCCGAGACUGCCGGGGCGUCGACCAUCGACGCGUGGAGGCUAGCGGUCGAGGCCAUGACCCGCGCCCGGCGCAUUGCGAUGGCGCACCCUUCAGACGCCUUGAUGGCGUGCUUGGUGCGAUUCGGUGGAUAUGGGCAAAGCUCGUCCGGCGUGGAGCGGCUGUUCGCCAAGGGCCACAUCACGGCCGGUUUCUGCCGGGCCGAUCUCUCCGAGCAGCUCAUCAACGACGAGUUGUUCAUCAUUUGCGACGUGGAUCCCAAGUCGGACAAUGAACUCUGCGAGGCUGCCCGGGCCAUCUGGCGGGAGGUCUACAGGACCACUCGAACGAGCGACAGGCCUGUGCGAGUGGACGCUGGGCGGCCGCGACCAGUGUCAAGAGAAGACAAUAGUUUUAGCUCGUUUUUGAAACGUCGGAGCAGCGCCAUCUCUGACGCGGCCAGCAGCUCUGAGGCGAGACGCGCCCAGAUCGAGGGGAGGCUGUCGACUGAUACUGCUUCGCGGACGCCCGAACACCAGAAAGAGGCCGACUUCCAGAAGGCCAAGCGCCUGAAGCAGCUCUUGAGCACGAGCGAGUUGAACAUAGACAAGGACAUGCCGCCCAACAUGCGCGUGGCUGCUCGUUUAUUCUCGCUGUAUCAAGACAAGCUGACUGAAGAGUACAUCAGUAAGAAACGAGCCGCCUCUCGAGCCGCCGACGACCCGGUCCUCCCUGUUUUAGCUGGCGCCAGUGUUUUCGUCGAGAAGAGUUUGCAGGACAAGUUCAAGGCGCCCUGUCACGUUCGCGUGUUGAGAACUUUGGAUGCUAAGGUGGUCAAUGAUCGACUCAAUGCGAACACCUUCAUCGUGCCUGAUGCUGUACUCCUACCACAACGUAUCCAUUGGGCACUAGUCAUUGGUGGAGGAGUGGCGUGCGAUCUACAGUUUUUCGCAUCAGCAGGCGAGAGAGGUCGUUGCAUGACCUUCCAUGGCAUUGCGCAUCUCACUCGAGUUGCGUGGGCGUCCGACGAGUUCGUGAGGCUCCAUCCCGAGCUUUACCGCAUCAUGAUUUCGAAGACUACUACCUCCAAUGGCGUUUGGAAGUGGUUCCAGAAGGGCGCGUUCAUUGCCGCCGCCCACGAGAAGAUUGCGAGGAAGCGCCCGUCCGAGGUGAUGGCUUUCGCGGCGGACAGGGAACUCGCGGCCCCGGAGCCCGGCCUCAGCGAGGCGGCUCCCGACCAGUGGGAUGCCCAGGCAAUGGUGUCUGGAAUUUCCAUGGCGUUGUAUUCUUUCUUCAUCGCGAAUUGGUUGGGCUGUUGUUGUUGCGGGGCCAUGACCGACAAGAAGAAGGGGGGGAUUUACACCCAUGCCGUGAAGCCGCUGACGCCCCAGACUGCGCGUUCGGACAUAUUGUUCUAUUACAGCGCUGUGCAUUGUAAUCUCUUGAAUGAAAUCAUGAACUCGCCUUCUUUGCGAGACGAGUUAUGGGACCUCCUUCACUCUUUGUACACCGCGCCUCAGAGCGUGCAAGCUGUGGAAACUCACCCGAUUGAGGACGUGGACUGGAGCUAUUGGGAGCGCCGCCUACUCGACGGCGACUUCACGUCGGACACGUCGAGGGCAGCCUGCCUCGCCAGCUCGCGAACUUGUAUCGGCGACAGCUGCAGAACAUCGAUAUUAAGGCCCGUGGCGGUGCAAAGCAAUCGGCGCGACGAGGGCCGCCAGCCGAGGUACUGGAAGCUCAGGGCGACUACAUGCGCGGGGAACGUGGCAGUCACCUACGGCUUCCUGGAG
Messenger RNA from Prorocentrum cordatum, 7050 nucleotides. Lineage: Eukaryota; Dinophyceae; Prorocentrales; Prorocentraceae. The record is from the annotation of a GenBank genome assembly.